This is a messenger RNA of Pochonia chlamydosporia 170, 1821 nucleotides long. RefSeq names its product tRNA pseudouridine synthase. Gene Ontology annotation, molecular function: pseudouridine synthase activity; RNA binding. The record is from RefSeq and is a predicted model, not a curated record. Lineage: Eukaryota; Fungi; Ascomycota; Sordariomycetes; Hypocreales; Clavicipitaceae. Gene Ontology annotation, cellular component: nucleus. The coding region runs from base 1 to 1821 and encodes 606 amino acids. Gene Ontology annotation, biological process: mRNA pseudouridine synthesis; tRNA pseudouridine synthesis. The transcript is spliced from 3 exons.
AUGGCGGCCGGCGAUGAACCUUCUGCUGAGACCAGCACCCCUGUCGCAGAGCUCAAUGCCUCUACCAAUGAGAACACGCCUGCCACCACGUCUGGCGAUGCCACGCCAGACCAGAAAUCUGACAACAACCGUGACGGAAAGAAGCGAGGAGAAAAAGGACGAGCAGAAUGGAGUCGCCAGCAAAAGCAUGACAAGAAGCGCAAGAAGCAAGAUGACUGGCGAGAAUUCAAGCGCCGCAAGAUGAGCGACAAGGCCGGCGGGUCGACCGAGUCCGAUAAAAAGAACCCCUUCACCAAGGAGGAAAUUGCGUCUGAAGAGCGCCGACCGAAGCGCAAGGUCGCUGUCAUGAUUGGAUACUCGGGCACAGGCUACAAGGGCAUGCAAGUGAAUGGAGAUGAACCCACGAUCGAGAGAGAUCUCUUCCAAGCGUUUAUUGAAGCCAAGGCCAUUUCAAAGGCUAAUGCGGAUGACCCCCGCAAGUCGAGUCUUGCACGGUGCGCCCGAACGGAUAAGGGCGUGCACGCGGCGGGCAACGUGAUAUCCUUGAAGCUGAUUAUCGAGGACGAGGAUAUCGUGGACAAGAUUAAUUCGUUUCUGCCGGAGCAGAUUCGGAUAUGGGGCAUCCAGCGGACCAACAACAGCUUCAAUUGCUACCAGUAUUGCGAUUCGCGGUUCUACGAGUAUUUGCUGCCGAGUUAUUGCUUGCUUCCGCCGCACCCGCAGACGUAUCUGGCCAAGAAGUGCGAGGAGCUGAACAAGGAGUAUGGCGCGGAGGAAGAAGUUGCUGCUUUGAUGGCAGACGUCAAGGACUUCUGGGCAGAUGUCGAGGAGAAGGAGAUUAAGCCUAUUCUCGCGAGGCUUGAUCCCGAGCUGAGGGCCGUGGUUAUGGAGAGGGUGCACGCCCAGGAGGCAGAAGAGUAUGAAAACAACAAGAAGGCCGAGGCAGAGCAGAAGGAUGCCCCAACCGCUGAAGCCCCAGCUGAUGCUGCAGUUGAAAAGUCAAACGAAGCCGAUGCUUCUACUGGACAGGCAGAGGCAGCUAACGCGGCACCCAAAAAGGCCACGCUCGAGUCUCACAAACCCAAGAACCGCGAACUCAGCCGCACCGACUACGCCCUCCGCGACAUCAAGGCGACCUACAUCGCCGCCAAGCGCAGGUACAGAGUAUCCCCAGAGCGCCUGCAGCGCCUGCAAUCCGUUCUGGACAAGUACACCGGCACCAACAACUUCCACAACUACACGGUGCAAAAGACGGCGUCUGACCCCUCCGCCCGGCGGCACAUCAAGUCCUUCGUCGUGAACCCCAAGCCCAUCCUCAUAGGCGACACGGAGUGGCUGUCGCUCAAAGUCCACGGGCAGAGCUUCAUGAUGCACCAGAUCCGCAAGAUGGUCGGGCUGGCGUCCCUGAUGGUGCGCUGCGGCACCACGUUAGACAGGGUGGGCGACUCGUACCGCGCGCAAAAGAUGGCGAUUCCAAAGGCCCCCGGGUUGGGGUUGUUGUUGGAGAGGCCGGUCUUUGAGAAUUACAACCGCAGGGCGAAGGAGAAUCUGGGCAAGGAGACGAUUGACUUUAGUAGGUAUGAUGAGCGGCUGGAGGCGUUUAAGGAGAAGCAUAUCUAUAGUCGGAUCUUUGAGGUGGAAGAGAAGGAGAAUACGUUCCAUGGAUUUUAUAACCAGAUUGACCAGUUUAAGGCGAAUCACUUUUUGUGGCUGACCGCCGGAGGAACAAAGGUGUCUGAGUUGAAUAAGGAGGGUGAGAAGGCGGAAGUUGAUAAGGCGCUGGGCGAUGAGGAUGAGGAUCCGGAGGGUGGUGAGGGUUAA